AUGAGUGAUGAAAUUCAUGACUUCAAUCGUGGAUCUCAUUCAUUCUAUGGUAUGAUGAGAAUAACUAUAGUCUCUGGGUCUCCAAUAUUGAAUGGUGCAACAUUAUAUAAAGGAUUUAUAUCUGAUAUUUUUGCACCAGUCUACGGACUUCCAAUUACAUUCGAAUGCACUGAAACAUUCAAAAUGAAAAUAGUUCCACUUCAAGAAGACGCAAUUUCGAAGAGAGAAUAUUCUUUUUAUUUUCCAAGCAAAAUACCAGAAGGUUUUGAACAAUUGAGCAAAUGCAUAUUCUAUUCUUCAAUCAAUCAUGGUGCCACAUAUCCAUUUGAACUUAGGCAUCACAUAGAUUCGAUUUUAGAACAAAAACCAUCAAAAUUUUUUAUAGUAGGAAGUAAAGGUGUAGGAAAAUCAACAUUCGCAAGAGUCCUUGCCAACAGAAUAAUCUCAAAAUACAAAAAUGUCGCUUUUUUAGACAUUGAUCCGGGCCAACCAGAGUUUUCUUUACCAGGAUCAAUCUCAUUUUCUAUGUUAUCGUCAUUUAUUUUGGAACCACCUGAAAAACAUUCGAAAUACUCCGAUAUUUCUUAUUAUUUUGGCGGAACUUCGGUUGCUGAUAACAUUUAUCACUUCGAGAACUGCUUAAAAGAAAUAGUACAGCAUAUUCCACCAGAUGUAUUUGUUAUUAUCAAUUCUUUUGGCUGGAUUGUUGAUCUUGGCUUCGAAUUACAUCAAAAGUUUUUAGAAUAUCUCAAUCCAGAGCAUAUAAUCAUGCUUACUAAGCCAGCAGAACAGUUUACGCCUAUUAGAGAUGAUAUUUUCGUUGCUCAAAUUUAUCCAAAACAAUCAGAGUUCGAUAUCAAGCCAAAAGACCAUAGAGACCUUAGGAUAACCACAUACUUUACAACCACAAGAACUCCGGUCUCUUUACAACAACCAAAAUCAAUAAAUCUUCGUUCAAUCAGAAUUGGCUUUGUUUUGGCAGAUGUGGCCCCAACAGAAUCGUUAACGGCUUUAAACGGUUCAGUUGUUGCUCUUUGUCUGGAUAAUAGGAAAUUUGCCAAGACAGAUAGACUUGUAACGCUUUUGAGGGACAUUCCACCACUGCAAUGCAUUGGAUAUGGUUUAGUUCGCGCCAUUGACAAGAGAAAAGGAAUUUUAUAUUUAAUAACAGAUUCAUCACCAGAAGACUUUAAUACUAUUGUCAUGGGAAUUGUUCAUACUCCUGUGCAUUUAUAUCUCGAUACUCCAAGGUCUGAUCCAAAUUAUCUCGGAAUAGGAAUGAGAGAAAGCGCUGGAGCAUCAACAGAACCACUUAAUCUUAAGUCUGAGCAAGUGUUUGAAUAA
This is a messenger RNA of Trichomonas vaginalis G3, 1344 nucleotides long. RefSeq names its product polynucleotide 5'-hydroxyl-kinase protein. The coding region runs from base 1 to 1344 and encodes 447 amino acids. Lineage: Eukaryota; Parabasalia; Trichomonadida; Trichomonadidae. The record is from RefSeq and is a predicted model, not a curated record. Gene Ontology annotation, biological process: cleavage in ITS2 between 5.8S rRNA and LSU-rRNA of tricistronic rRNA transcript (SSU-rRNA, 5.8S rRNA, LSU-rRNA). Gene Ontology annotation, cellular component: nucleus. Gene Ontology annotation, molecular function: polynucleotide 5'-hydroxyl-kinase activity. The transcript has a single exon.